AUCACCGAUGCGGCUUUUUAGAUUGCCAGGCAUUGUCAGAUCGUCAAUUGAGCUGUUUACGGGGUGCGCUUCUCAAAGGACACUACAAUGUCGCGAGCUUCCAAGGUGACACUAGCACUCACCAGUCUUGGUACUGCUGGGAUCGUCUAUUUUGUGCAUUGGUCCCAAGAGCAAGAGAAAGCGCAAAUGCACAAAGGUGUUGAACGAGAUAUGGAAAAACAGCGGAUUCGAAUGGAGCGACAAGCCGAGUUUCAGAUGCAGAAAGCUCUAGAAGAGGAGUACCGAAAGCUUCAAAAAGUGUCUCCGAGCACAGAUACUCAAGGGUCAAGCGGGUGACAUGGAAACCGUAAAAUCAGGUCAUAACCAGGUUGAGCAAAUGCACAUGUCUGGGUCUAUGUGCUUUGACAUAUGAUCUUGGGUCCAAAUCAACUAUAUACCACUUCGACGUUUCCGAAGUGGAAUGUGUAAAUUAGUCACGAACUGUAUAUUAUACCGAUUAGAGUUACUAGACAUAUUCUGCAUGAACUUGUCUCAAUGCAAUAUCAUCUCUGCUUC
This is a messenger RNA of Aspergillus novofumigatus IBT 16806, 555 nucleotides long. Its product is annotated as protein PET117. Lineage: Eukaryota; Fungi; Ascomycota; Eurotiomycetes; Eurotiales; Aspergillaceae. The transcript has 3 exons. Gene Ontology annotation, cellular component: mitochondrion. The record is from RefSeq and is a predicted model, not a curated record. Bases 88 to 336 code for a protein of 82 amino acids. Gene Ontology annotation, biological process: mitochondrial respiratory chain complex IV assembly.